Messenger RNA from Hyposmocoma kahamanoa, 1257 nucleotides. RefSeq names its product protein takeout-like. Bases 100 to 840 code for a protein of 246 amino acids. The transcript is spliced from 5 exons. NCBI's taxonomy places the organism in Eukaryota, Metazoa, Arthropoda, Insecta, Lepidoptera, Cosmopterigidae. The record is from RefSeq and is a predicted model, not a curated record.
AGGUGGGUGCGCUCGCGCAGUGCGGGCCCACACCGCGGCCAGUACGGGCGACGCCACAGUGCACCUAGCUUGUGAAACUCGCGUUGUGAAACCGGCGAAAUGUUGACGACGACUGUACUCCUUCUUGCCAUACACGCGGCAACCGCGGACAUACCAUCGUACAUCAAAAUAUGUCAUCGCGACGACCCCACCGUGGACAAAUGCAUCAUGAAUUCAGUUGAAGAGCUCCGACCAAAAAUUAAAGCGGGUAUCCCAGAGUUGGAUGUUCCGGGCAUCGACCCUCUGAGCUUGGGUCAGAUCGCGCUGGCUCGAGGUCCACAAGGAGCCAAGCUGACUGCUGUCGUGAACAACGUCACUGUGCAAGGAUCUAGCGACUUCAUACUACAGGAGUUAAAGUCUGAUCUUGUAAAGAAUCGAUUCGACUUCAAGAUACUGUUGCCUCGACUCGAGUUUAGCGGCAAGUACAAGAUGGACAUCCAAGUUCUUCUUCUGAGGCUACAGGGACGAGGAAACAUCACUGGCACUUUCAAGGAUUACGCUUGCAACGUAACUAUGAGAGGUCACAAGGAGAAGCGCGGCGAUGAUGAGUUCCUGAAAUUCGAUCCGUUCAAGGUCAAACUGCGUGUAGGACAAUCUUCCAUCUACUUGACCAACCUGUUUGACGGUGACCCAGUCCUCGGGCCUGCUACAAAUCGAGUCAUCAACGAAAACUCCAAUGUCUUUCUAGAAGAAAUAAGACCGGUCCUAGAACGUAGCCUUGCGGAACUCUUCACGGAAAUGGCAAACAAAAUAACUUCGAAAUUCACUUAUAAGGAAUUAUUCCCGUUGUCUUCAACAUAACAAAUUUAACACUAAUUUGAUACGAUUUGUGAUGUUUUGUUUAGAUUAUGUCUUAGCAUUGGGACGGUUAACAUUAUUAUUAGGCUAAGUAAAUUCCACGAAUGUGAUAAUGAAUUCUAAAAGAUGUGUCAUACAUCUUUUCAGUGCUAAGACGUUAAAGAUCAUGAACAUUAAGUGUAAUUGUACAUAUACGUAAGUGUAAAAACUAGAAUACGUCAGAUUGGUACAAGUUUGGUAAAUAAUGUGACUGGCUGAUCGUUUCACUGCGCUAUUAUGCAGAGGAAAUAUCACGUCUGGACAAUAUAUUAAGAAAGGAUUAAGAAGUCGGUAUUUUCUUUUGUUACUGUGUCCGCAUUAGACGUUCUUCUAAAUACAAUAACGCUAGUACAUAAUUUGUUACUCAAUGUGGACACCAAA